AUGUCAUCCAAUGAGUGGGAGGAGGCAGACUCAGUGGAAGGCAUGGAUAAACAAGGAUUAGUGGGAAGGAACACUUGCUCUCUUUCUCUCCGGCCCCGACCACUUUGGUAACACCCAACAGCUGUCAACUGAAAAUGGAAAACAUCGCCUCAUACAGGUGUCCCAGAUAGGCCGCGACGGUAGCAGCCCGAUCUGCAUGUCGCUAUGGAGGACCAGGGGGAUCCCGUGGAGAGGGACCACGAUCUGUCCGUGGUGCUGCCCUCGGGGCUGGAGAGGACCGUCACGGUGCACGGCAGUAAACCCGUGAUAGACCUGCUAGUCACGCUGUGUGCAAAGUACCACCUCAACCCCUCCGACCACACCGUGGAGAUCCUGUCGCACAACAAGAACAACGUCUGCUUCAAACCCAGCUCUCUGAUUGGCUUGCUGGAGGCAGACACCAUCGUGCUGAAACCUAAAGUGUCCGAGGACAAGGCCAGGAGGCCUUAUACGCCGGAGGCGACGGUCCGUCUCCUGGUGAACUACAGGAAGUCUCAUAAGACGGUGGUGCGUGUGAGUCCCCGCGUGCCGCUAGAGGACCUGGUGUCGGCCAUCAGCCAGAAAUGCGAGUUCCAGCCGGCGUCGACGGCUCUGCUGAGAGACUCCCUGACCCAGGAGCCUUUGGACCUGAUGAAGUCCCUUAAUGACCUGGGGAUCAGGGAACUGUUUGCCAAAGAUACAGCCGCAGCAGCGGAAGCGUCAUUGGAGGUCCUCCACGCAUCCGAGACCCCCAAGACGGAUCCACCAACAGUCGUUGACAUGUUUGACACAGGGUGUGGGGAAGGCCAGCAGCCUUCCCGAAACGAGAAGAAAAGGGGGGGAAACAUCGGAUUCCUCAGUUUGUUCCGGAGAAAGAAGGACAAGGACGGCCGGGUGUACAUGCCUGUGUCUCAGGAUCUCCAGGAGGCUCCAUCAGUCAGGGCCAGCACCUUGGGACUCUGCUCCCCCGACCCGUCCACGCCCUGCACCACCAAGAAGAGGCCUGCCCCGCGGCCGCCAAUAGUGGCGUCCCGGAGCGUGCCCGACAACAUCAGCGGCCUCCGGGUCACAGAGCCCCAGAGCUCAGCCAACACGACCUUGAGGAGGACCAAGAGGAAAGCACCGCUACCUCCCUGUGCCGGUUCCCAUGCCAGCCUGCCUGCUGACACUGAAGGGAGUGCAGGGAUUUCUAACUCCGAUCGCACAUGGGAGUUGAGGCCGCAGGGCGACUCCGCCGACAGCAGCAGAACGGGCUCCCCUCUCCCCUCCUCUUCAUCAACCUCCUCCUCUUCGACCAUCUCCUCCUCUUCCACCCAGCUCCUGCCACCACCCCCGGACGACGGCUGCCACUCAGGCCCGAGCUCUUUGCCCGAACCCCAGCGUGCGGGCAAAGUGUUCUCUCAGGGUCACUCCGUCCUCUCCCAGAUCAUCAACUCCUCCCUGUCCAAUGGGAAGCUGCCGAACCGACGUCGUGGAGACGCUUCCUUCUCGAAACCACACGGCGAAGAAGGCCACGAGGAUGUCUCCCUUACCCAUGAGCCAUUGCUGGGGCCCAGGUGUCUGAUUGGUGGGCAAGGUGGCAUCCCCCCACACCCAGAGGUGUGGGGGGAUGCGUUGCAGAGGAAGGGCAUGACCACGUUCAAGGUGGUGCCCGCAAAGAAGCACCGCCUCUACGAGGUGGAUCAGGGCCUGGUUGUCCCGGACGACCGGAUAUCGACCGCCAGAUGGGACCCGGAGGACGGGGAGAGCCGGGCCGACGGUGACCCCCCAGGGAGCCCGGAGCACCGGACCUCUUCUCCGGCCGCCGGGGGUCCCGUGGCCGACGGGGGGGCCCGGGUCUCGCUGAGCGCAGACUCCGACGGGGUCCGGGGAGAGGUAGACGUCUCUCAGGCGGAGGUGGCCGGUCCCGCCCCGCAAGACUCUGGAUCUCAAGACGGGAGCGCGGAGGUGGACCGGCCCGGUCCUGAACCCGAGACACGGGCUGUCCAGGUGGAGGAGGACGAGGUGGUCCGCGACACGGAGGCCAAGGUGUCGGUCCACGAGGCGGUGGUGGUGAAAGACAAGGGGGUCCAAAAGGAGGAGAACCAGGAGGAGGGGGACUACGACGAAGUCCCCGAUGAAGACGACGAGCAUUUCCCUCCGCCUCCUCCGCCCGUUGCCUACGACGACCAGGACGGCGUGCCAGACGAACGAUCCACCCUGCUCCGGUCGUCUUCGGCUCUUCCUCCCCCUCCCCCACCCUCCUCUUCCACCCAGACCCCUGGCGGUCCGGGGACCCCAACGAAGGACGCCUCGUCCCCCCUGAAGAGGGUGAGCACGGCCCCGUCCCGCUUCGCCCAGGCGGUGGCCCUGGCGGUGCAGAGGACGCGCUCGGCCCAGGUCCAGGGGCGUGGCUACGGGAGCCUGUUCAGGAGCCGCUCCGGAGCCAACCCAGUGCCCUCCUGGCUCCCCCAGUCUUCGGUCAACAGCGGCUCCUGCCCGGGGUGACCUGAAGUGGGCCACAGGUGGCCAUGGAGACAGAGCCUCACCCGGUUAGCCUUGAGUGACUUCAUUCAAAAUGUCUGUCAUCUUUGAAAUGUUUUUCCUUUUCUUAACAUUUUUAGUUUUGGCACGCUAUGGAUUGUCCCGUCCCGUGUUUGUGACUCUUGUUCACACGGGGAACGUAAACAUUACUUUUUGUUAUAGACAUGACCAAAGGUAUGGCACGCUAGAGGCUGAGCGCAUAGCUUCCUGUUAGAGCCUCACUUCCUGUUUGCUCCUUUUACUUCCUGUUUCAGUUUCUCUUAAGAGAAUGUAUGCGUGACAUGAAAGUAUCUAUUUUGUUUUGUUUCGGGGGCUUUUCUUGUGUUUCAAGAUAAACACAAUGUGGACCUGAGGUCAAAUGUUGCUUUCGACAAUGUAUUUGCUUUUUUUAUGCUGUAAAAUAGAGUGGAAGUGAACCUAUGUUUAACAUACAAGGCUAUAAAAUGCAAGUGUGUUUUCAGCCACUCGAUGGCAGUGUUGGCUGCUGAUGAACAUGGGGCUCAUGUGUUGUAUGAAAGCUUCCAGAGACACUGGUUAUGGCUUAAUAUAUAUAACGGCGUCUUUCAGUGUUGGCCUAAGUAAAGCAUUAUAUGCAAUGUGUAAAAAAUGCACUCUAAUUUAAUUUCAAAGCACAUUUCCAUGUCCAUGCAAUAUUGCAAAGAGAUUUCACACAUACAUAUUCAUAUAUAAAUAUAGACUAAUAAACCUCAUGGUGGAUGUGAAUAAAUGUGAUGAUGGCAAAAAAAAUAAAUAAACCAAUAUAACAACAAUGAGCCAA
This is a messenger RNA of Gadus macrocephalus (Pacific cod), 3319 nucleotides long. It is a transcript of the gene cobll1a, whose product is annotated as cordon-bleu WH2 repeat protein-like 1a. Lineage: Eukaryota; Metazoa; Chordata; Actinopteri; Gadiformes; Gadidae. Gene Ontology annotation, molecular function: actin monomer binding. The record is from RefSeq and is a predicted model, not a curated record. Bases 205 to 2505 code for a protein of 766 amino acids. The transcript is spliced from 10 exons.